This is a messenger RNA of Lodderomyces theae, 1146 nucleotides long. RefSeq lists its product as uncharacterized. NCBI's taxonomy places the organism in Eukaryota, Fungi, Ascomycota, Pichiomycetes, Serinales, Debaryomycetaceae. The record is from RefSeq and is a predicted model, not a curated record. The transcript has a single exon. The coding region runs from base 1 to 1146 and encodes 381 amino acids.
AUGGUGCAUGCCAAACCAGUGACUGGUGUGAGAGAGCUUUACAUUGAAUCGUUGAACAAGCCCAACUACUAUGAUCAGUUCGUGACAAGGAAAGUUGCUGAGACACGUAAAUCUGUCCCACAAAGGAGAAAAGAUGCAAUGGAUAUGAAGUUGAAUCCUUUGGAAAGUUUGCAAGUUGAACAUCAUUGCAGGAAUGAUGACAAUAAUGGUAGUGGCAAAGUUGAGGAUUCCAAUGAAGCAUCUGGUCCGGGACCGGUUAGCACUGUUGUUGGUAAUGUUGAAUCUGUGAAUGAGUACAUUGUUAGUGUUUCCGGUAAUGAGAGCAAUGAAGAUGAGGUGAAUUGUUCAUUAGUGGUCUCUCCCGUCAGUGGAAUUGAAACCCCAGUCACUGAAGCCCCUGCAAUUGAGCCAAUUGAAAAGGACGUUGAAGCAGCUGUGAAAUCUGGCAAUAAAUGGAAGAAGUUUUGCUUAAAGGUCAAAACAUUUGGGAGUGAUAUUGGCAAACCGUUCAAGUCCCAUAAAGCCAGAGUUGAACCUGACUUGCAAGUGUCUGAGACAUGCAAGAAAACGUCUCGUUCCCUGAGGAAGCAUGUGAGUCCACACUUGAAAGCGCUCGUUUCAAGGAAGAACAAAACGGCAAAGCAGAGUUGUGAAUCUGCGGUUUGUGGUGAGGAGAACAACCUUCCUUCUGUGUCCCACGUUCUAUCUCCCUCUGUGUCCCAUGUUCUCUCCCCACCUAUGGCAAUUUUUGAAGAAGGGAAUAACCCAAUUGCUGCCAAUCCAGCCUUACCUCAUCGCUGUUGUGUCCUUGUGCCCGUUAAUCUUGCUCAAGAUGACACUUUGAGUCAAACAGGACCAAGUGAAAUGACAUCUGACGUCUUUGUGGCAGAUAGUUGCCACAAAAGCAACGUGAAGAAGUUCAAGUGGAAGAAGUUGUUUCGUAUCAAAAGGAUUAGUGAUGAAUAUGUGAACAAACCACCUGCUGAUGCUGCCGCUGCUGUGAAGCUGCCUAUCAAAAUGAUUAUGAAACGGGUUGGGAAGCUGGUGGUGAAGGAGUAUGUGAAGAAGGCAUUGACUGAUUUGUUGCCAUCAUGGAUACGACACGGAUGGCAAGAAGAGCGCACAAUAGGAACCAACUUGAAUUGA